AUGUCCAGGCACGACCACACCCGCGACCCCUGCCCCUGGGUCAUCCUCAACGACUUUGGCGGUGCCUUCGCGAUGGGCGCAGUAGGCGGCACCGUCUGGCACGGCAUCAAAGGCGCGCGCAACUCGCCCCGCGGUGACCGCCUCCUCGGCUCGCUGUCGGCCAUCAAGGCCCGCGCACCCGUCGUCGGCGGCAACUUUGGCGUCUGGGGCGGCCUCUUCUCUUCUUUCGACUGCGCCGUCAAGGGUUACAGGCAGAAGGAGGACCCGUACAACGCCAUCAUCUCGGGCUUCUUGACCGGCGGCACCCUCGCCGUGCGCAGUGGACCGAAGGGCAUGCUUGGGUCGGCCAUCGGCUGCGGUAUUCUCCUCGGUGUCUUCGAGGGCGUCGGCGUCCUCGUCGGUCGGUUGUUCGCCGAGACCAACAAGCCCAUCUCGCCUCUCCUCCCCGAACAGUCCGCCCCUCCACCUGCCGCGCCUCAGCUCGCCUCUGCCUAGACUAGAACGCUUCCCUCCCCCUCGUCCUCUCCCCGCCUCGGCGCACACUCAGCUCCUCCCCACUCCUCAGCACCGUCCACCUGUCUUUUCCGUCCUCAGCAUUGCGUCGUCUCGGCCCCUCUCGUCUCUGCGCAGACGACGGGCUUGUACAUCAGGAGGAGGAGCAGGAGAAGGAGAACGAGGAGAAGGAGGAGAAGCGCGAGGAGGUCACGCAAUGGAGAAUUCGCAACGCAGG
Messenger RNA from Rhodotorula graminis WP1, 730 nucleotides. RefSeq lists its product as uncharacterized. The record is from RefSeq and is a predicted model, not a curated record. The coding region runs from base 1 to 495 and encodes 164 amino acids. Gene Ontology annotation, molecular function: transmembrane protein transporter activity. Gene Ontology annotation, biological process: protein import into mitochondrial matrix. NCBI's taxonomy places the organism in Eukaryota, Fungi, Basidiomycota, Microbotryomycetes, Sporidiobolales, Sporidiobolaceae. Gene Ontology annotation, cellular component: TIM23 mitochondrial import inner membrane translocase complex; mitochondrial inner membrane. The transcript has 8 exons.